Messenger RNA from Triticum urartu, 3275 nucleotides. The record is from RefSeq and is a predicted model, not a curated record. Lineage: Eukaryota; Viridiplantae; Streptophyta; Magnoliopsida; Poales; Poaceae.
UUCGUCCGCCGGUCCGUUUCGGUUUCCCCACAAAGUCAGCGGAAAGAGAAAAAAAGGAAAGAAACAAGAAACCCCCACCGCCGCCGCCACCCCCGCCCGCAACUGCUCCCCGUCCCCCGCCGGAGCAAGCCUGCCACGUCGAGCGGAGGGAGCCCUCCCUCGUCGGCGUUCCCCUCCUCCUCCACGCCUCCACCGGACUCAGGAGGAUUCCCCUCGCUGGUGAGCAAGCCCUAGCUUUCUUGGAUUGCUCCCCAAUCUCUGCCGCGCCGCGGACAGCCGAAUCCGGCCGCGUGUUCCUUCCGCGAUUUCAAACCUAGUUUCCGCCGGUAGGGCUCGGCUCUCCCCGUAAUCCCCUAGUCAACUGUUAGCGCGGAUUGCGGUAUGUUUUGGGGGGAAGAUUUGGUCGCUCCGUGUGAUUAAAAUUUCCCCUGUUCUCGAACCGUAGGUGCGGGAGAUCCGGGCAUCCGGUGGAGAGUAGUAAGAAGACCACGGGGUCUUUUGACCCAAGACCUCCGGCUUGCAUCGGGUGGUUUGAUUGAAAACUAGGGAUUUUCUUUUUUAGGAAGUAUGUACAUACUGAAAAAAAUGGGGGAUUUGCUGGGCAGCAUGUUCAAAACUGGGGAUUCUCUAUUUUGGGAAGUAGUACCUACUACUAACGAAUCGGGGAUUUUACAAGAAGGUACCACACAAGGGUAUCAGUAGUUGCUGCAAAUUUGCUGCUAUAAUCUACAGUAGCACUCACACAGGUGUUCUCUGAAUUUUGUGGGGUGUUAAUAAUAUGAUGGAGAUUUAUUUUUCAUGUAUAGGAUGCCUCUCAUGAUCUACUUGAACAUUAUCUCGGAAGUUUGUUUAGAAAUAAAAGAGCGCAUCUUGUCGGUUUAUCGCUCUACAUUUCUGCGCUAUGUCAGGAACAUUUAACAAGGACAUGUAGGGAUCCUGUUUUCAGUUUGGUAGUUAGUUGUGCAUUUCCUUUUAUGGACUGUGGAGUCUGUACUCUCUUUUGCGUUGUAUAUGCUUUUUGGUAGAAUGUGGGUGGUGGCAAAUCAAGUGAACAAUUUUCAAUAAAUGGUGCUGUAUUUGGUACUUUCAGAUUGGAUAGACCAUCCUUUGUUGAUCAGCUAAGGUUAUUUACCUACUUCCACAACUGGCUCUGGUUUUUUAAUUUUGUAUUCAUGGAUUUUUCUUCUAUUUCUUGAAUGGGGAGGAGUUUAAGAGAGGGACGCCAUGCAGAAUUGGAAGACUCUGUGGCAGAUCCUGUCAGCGAAAAGCAAGCCUUCAGAGGGUGGAAGCAGUAUGUGAAAGAACUCAACUCGAACACACGUCCACCAUUUCUCACCCGCCUUUGUGACCCUGACAAGCCAUGCUCAUACUCUGAGGAGGAGCUCUUAUGCGUGUUUGAGACUGCUGCGGAAGUCCAUGGCUGCAACAUUGUGCCACAUAUCAGCCAGAUCGUUUCAGCCAUCAUUAGAAUCAUGUCUUCAGCCACAGGGUCCUUGCAUGGUGUUGGUUGCUCCAAGGUGAUACGCACAUUAUCACGCUAUGUCAUUGAUCCCCUGGGAACAGAAGAAGAGAAAAGUGGGAUCAUUAGCUCUCUCUGCAGUCCCUUUUCUGGUUGCUUGAUGAGCACGAAGGAGAGUGUAUCUUCUGGUUCUGCUCUCUGCGUCACUGCACUUAUCCAGUCCAACAAUUGGCAAUUUGCAUCUCAUGAGUUAGUUAACGACAUCUGCUUAAAAGUCUCAGGGGCCUUAGAGGAGGUACGCUGCCAGACCAUUUCACACUUAGGCUUAGUGGUUGCUCUAUUGGAACAGAAUUGGUUGACACUUGAGCCUUACGGGCGGUCUUUGAUAAGAUCAGGCUUAAGUAUAUUGGACAAGAGUACUAAAGCAAGCAAUUCUCAGAUGAUCAUAUCAUCCAUUCAAAUGAUACACUCCAUCAUGAAGACUUUGGAAUUGAGCAUCAUAUUUUCUGAGAUCAGUAGCAUUAUCCAAGCUAUGGAGCAACUGAGGGAUCAUUGCAUGCCAGAGAUCAGCACUCCAGCUUUUCAGGAAGCUGAGACUGCUAAUACACUGUACAAGCAGGAAGAGUGUGGACAUGGCAAAAGAAUUAGUCCAUUGGCAAAAAUUCAUGAUGGAAGACAUAGGAGGAGGGGAUCAUAUUCACAUUCUGUUAUGGAUGAUGCGGAAAUAAGAAACUGCGGUUCAAAUGAAUCUCUGUAUGAUGAUACACAAUCUGUUAAUCGGUUCAGAGACCAUGAUUCCCAGCCUUCAGUGGGGCAAUACUCAGGUGUACCUGUAAGUGCACGGGUAAGGAGGCGACUGUUGAGUAAUGGUUCUGACAGACAACAUCAAAUGUCCAGUGAUGAGUUUCCUCGCACUAUUGUAUCUGAUUAUCGUGAUGGUGUCGGUGUGAUAGCACAAUGUGGUUCUGCUGGUCUGCUAGAUAAGUCAAUGAGGAGGUAUUCAGAUGUAUCAACAAGGAUUGCUGAUCCAUGCCCUAUGUGUUUAACACCGCGAACUACUAAACGAUGCUCUCAGAUAUCAAGGCGAGGAACUUUCUCAGAAGACGUUUGGAUGCAGUCAACCCCAAGGAAGCAGCUCCAGUUUCAUAGCUCUAGCAGUGAAUCAAAAAGAGAUACUCACAGAUUACCCGACAGCCCAUCUCUGAGACGGAUACGGCACUGUUCAGGACAAUGUACAAAUGGUGAAGUUGAGGAAAGGAACGGCUACUGUGAUUCUGUUCAGCAUGACAGCCAGUGUCAUGUACAGAGCAAUGAUACCUCGAUAGAAGAUCUGAAGCUACCACCAACCAACAGUGAGCGUUCUGAUAGUGCAGGCGAAUCUCGAAGCGGAGAAUGUCGAGCUGAGAAUGAGAAGAUGACAAGAGUCAGGAAAGGGAGCAGAAACUGCUCUGGCACCCUACUUUUUCUCCUUGUAUGUGCUCUAGUGAUACUGGUCAUUGCGCUCUUGCUAGCUUGGUGGAAGGAGGAUCAGAGGGAGCCGUAUGUUGUACCCACAUAGUAGCGUCUUUCUGCCUGUAUGCAGGUUGUUCUGCGAUGUGCGUUGGCUUUGGUGUAGAUUGCGAGUUAAAGUGGGGUAAAGGUUGAGAAGUUGUGUUGAUUUAGUCGAACGAUAGUGAUAGUUUGCUGGAUUGUACAUUCUGAUUGUUGGCAUGAAUACCAUGAUAGUUUUGUGUUCAGUGGGAAGCUGAAGCGUAGCACAUAAUUCCUUGCUGCAUUUCCGAAUUUCUCUACUUUAUAGCAUUUGUUUUACAGAGUA